Molecule: messenger RNA, 1412 nt
Organism: Lingula anatina
Lineage: Eukaryota; Metazoa; Brachiopoda; Lingulata; Lingulida; Lingulidae
Product: ubiquitin-conjugating enzyme E2-17 kDa
Source: RefSeq, a predicted model, not a curated record
GCAUUGACGCAUGCGCGUGAGCUUUUUUCCUAACACGGAUGUGAUAAACCUAAAACAGUUGAGCUCUCUCAGAUAAAGAAUAUGGCACUGAAACGAAUCAAUAAGGAAUUACAAGAUUUGGGACGCGAUCCACCUGCACAGUGCUCUGCAGGACCAGUGGGGGAUGACUUAUUUCACUGGCAGGCAACUAUUAUGGGACCUGGUGAUAGUCCAUAUCAAGGAGGGGUAUUUUUCUUAACUAUCCACUUUCCUACAGAUUAUCCAUUCAAACCACCAAAGGUUGCCUUUACAACAAGGAUAUAUCACCCCAACAUAAACAGUAAUGGUAGCAUCUGUUUAGACAUACUUCGAUCACAGUGGUCACCAGCAUUAACAAUAUCAAAAGUGUUGCUGUCCAUUUGUUCACUUCUCACAGAUCCUAACCCUGAUGAUCCCCUAGUGCCAGAAAUAGCGCGGCUUUACAAGACUGACAAGCCUAAGUACCAAGAAACAGCAAAGGAAUGGACUAGAAAGUAUGCUAUGUAAGAAGAGAGACAUGCAGCAACUCAUCCUUCUUCUCUUUCUUUCAUCACGUAUGUCCCACUGCGCUGUCAGACUCAAUAUUUGAAGAUCAUUUUGAGGCACAUAAUCUAGACUCUACAAGGAAGACUACAGACUGAGUAGGACGUGAUUAUCAUUGCUUGGGAUAUUUUAACAGAGGACUUUAUCAUAAACCAGAAUGAAGUGCUAACUUUGGGAGGGGGGAUGUGUAGGGAACUAGAACUGGCUUCUUGGUUCAUUUUCUUUGAAAGCAUAGGCUGGGAUACAAUAACAAUUGGGAAGAUAUUGUUUCUUAAGUUUACUGUGUGGAAUCUGAGUUCAUCUUUUUAUGCCAAUAUUUAUUUAUUUACUUCUAUUGUAAGUUAUGAAAGUAAUCAGUCCUCUUGUCUUGGAACAUGCAUUGAUUUCAACUUAAAAUUGAAAAUCUUUGAAAUUUGAGUUGGCAAUCAAACUCGAACAUAAAUAAACAAAAACAUUUGUUUUAUCAUUGUUGUAAUCCAAGUAGUAAUCCUUUAUUUCAUGAACAUUUGAUGUGCAAGAUCUAUAAAGUUGCUGCCACUGCUAGGAGGAUAGUGUUGGAAGGUAACAACUAUAGUAGUUCCGAGAUUCACGCAUUCAAUUGUGACAUGACCAGCAUUGUUACAACAUUCAUAUUUAGCAAUGCCUGCUUUUGCUGACAUUUCAUAUUGAAGGCCCAUUGUUCUUUUUCAGGUUUACUUAAAAGGUAAAAUAUAAUAAUUCAUACCCAUUUAUGAAGUUGUGUACACAUGGAUGUCUACUAAAGCAGGGUUUGCACCAUACUAUAUGUGUAAAGAUGCCUGUAAUUGUUCUUCAUCACUCAUAUGACAAGAAAUAAACAUUUUCAUUCUUUU